This is a messenger RNA of Paramuricea clavata, 1106 nucleotides long. The record is from the annotation of a GenBank genome assembly. Lineage: Eukaryota; Metazoa; Cnidaria; Anthozoa; Malacalcyonacea; Plexauridae.
AUGGACAGGCAUAUAUUUAAUAAUCUAGACAAUUCAGAAUAUGCAGUUCUUGCUCCUAAUAAAUGGCAAGAUAACUUCAAUAUGUUUGAAUUGGAAGAAAUUAUGCGCCAAAGGGAGAGCAAAGUGUUUGCUGAAAUAUUAAACAGACUUAGGGAAGGAAAACACACUAAGGAUGAUAUUUUGAAACUAAAAGAAAGAUUAAUAAAAGAAAAUAGCAUCCAAGAUCCCAUGGAUGUGCCUCACUUGUUCAUACAAAAUCAGAAGGUAAAUGAAUUCAAUGAAAGAGUGCAUAAUGCAGCAACUGGUGAAAAGUUUUCAAUCAAAGCAAUAGACAGUGUUAUAGGAGCUAACUCUGCUCAACUUCGAGAUAAAAUUUUGAGUCAAAUACCAAAUGAUCCUAGGACAACUAAGCAAGUUGCUUCAAACCUUCAAUUGUCAGUGAGUGAAAGAACUGAGAUAGCAUUAAAUGUACGUACUGAUGAUGGCAUGACUAAUAGUGCUGGUAAUGUUGUUAAAAAGAUACAAUUGCAUCAAAUAGAUAAACCUCCUGGUAUAAUAUGAGUCCAAUUAAUUUGACCAUUCAGAUGUUGGAGAGAAGACCAGACAUGAAAAUAGACAUCUUUAUGUCCAAGGUAUUGAGUCUACAUGGACUCCAAUAAGGCCAAUCACAACUCAGUUUGCUGUGGGUAGAAACCAAACUGCACAAGUUGUUAGAAAACAGUUUCCAGUUAGACCUGCUGCGGCUAAGACAAUUCACCGUUCACAAGGUGACACUGAACAAAAAAUUGUUGUAAAUCUCAACACUAGAAGAUCAAUACCACAUAUACAUUAUGUUGGUUUGAGCAGGGUAACAGCAAUUGAAGGUUUAUUUAUCACUGGCCUAUGUGAAGAUAAAAUAGCUGUCAAUCCGCAUGUAUCAGCUGAAAUGGAACAUUUGAGAAAUGAACGUGUACUAAAACUUAGUGUCACUCCUAUUUAUAAGACAGACCAAGUCUCAUUCAAACUGUGCUAUCUAAAUGCACGGUCGUUGCAUAAACACAUUGAUGAUAUUCGGCAUGAUUUUAAUUUUGCUAAUACAGACAUCAAUAUUUUUUCUGAAACUCGAU